Messenger RNA from Cadophora gregata, 1326 nucleotides. RefSeq lists its product as uncharacterized. Lineage: Eukaryota; Fungi; Ascomycota; Leotiomycetes; Helotiales; Ploettnerulaceae. The transcript is spliced from 2 exons. The record is from RefSeq and is a predicted model, not a curated record. The coding region runs from base 1 to 1326 and encodes 441 amino acids.
AUGGCACCCCUUAUCCUGCAUAACGUUCCAGACGAUGAGCUCUACGUGGGCGACGACGGCGUUACAAGACCUUAUGCUGUGCUCUACCCCAGUAUCGAUGGCACUCCUUCAGUAUCACGCGUGCGCAGAACAGUCCCCGAAACAGGCUCAUUUGGCAAGUCAACAAGGAGGUCGAGAUCGAGAACAGGCACACCUGCAGCAAAGCGCGAGGACCCGACCUUAGCAGCCGCCGAUGCGAUCUUCUCCUCAUUCCUUGCCCAAAAGGCCUCCGAGAAUACAGAAUCGCCCCAGCGCAAACCCUCUCUCACCUCCUCGAUCUCUCAGCCUAACAUCAGCUCAGGCGCACUCAUCACAACCGAUGGCAAUGCAGGCUCCUCAUCGCGCUUUUCCAAGAGCUCCCCCAAGGAGCCAACAGAGGUUAUUUUACGAGGUUUCGAUUCGACACAGCAAUAUGCAGUUAUUAGAGAGUAUGAGAGGUUGGCCGGGCGGAUUUGCGAGGACUACCCUCGCGAUGCGCCUAUCGAACAACGGCGAUUCAAGAGCGACCUUCGAGACCAGGCAUCCCUUAGACGGAAACCCAUGACAGCGGAAGAGAAAGCGAAGGCUCUCAAAUUUGCAGGCGGCGAGCACUGGAUCAAGGUCACUUUCGAGUCAGCAGAUGCGGCGGAAAUAGCCAUCGAAUCAUCACCACAAACCAUAAUGGGCCAUUUGAUAUAUGCGGAACUUUACCGUGGGGUGCCGCCAACAGCAGACGAGCCAGUUCCAAUCAACGGAGGUAGUUCAAGGACACCCGGAGGAAACAAGUUUCAGGCGCAAAGUGUGGGUGUUAGUUCUGGUUUCAACAUGCAAUCUGCCAGACGGCCCUCCUCCACCCUCCCUAGAUCCUUCACCACACCAUCUAUGCGGGAGGUCAGGCGAGGAGAAAGCUCACUCUCUCCACCCGGCUCCAAUACCUCGUCUCACACCAUAGAAACCGGUACAGUGGCUUCCACCAUCUCGUCCGCCACAGUAACCGGGAUUCGAACACAACAGGAAUCAGCUGAUGACCAGCUGUACUGCCGAAUAAUCCCCACCGCUAAACGCAUUCAAUUGCUUCCUGUCAACCAAGCUCUCCCUCCCAAAGUAUCCUGGCAAAGAAGACUUAUCAGAAUGAUUCCCCUGAUCGGCUGGUUGACUUCCGAUAUCUUCGGUACCGAGGUACCGCGAGAUGAACAGGGAGAAUUCGACAGUAAGAAUGCGACGUGGUAUUGGUUAUUUAUGGCAUGGAUUGAUAGCUUGAUCGGCGGCUACCUUGGCAUCAUCAAGGACAACGCUGCAUGGAACUAA